CGCCGGGAGCACUGGCAGCUCCGGGAGCCGAGCGCCGAGCGCGGGGCGCCGCGGGGGCCGGGGCCGGCAUGGCGUGGCCCUGCAUCAGCCGCCUCUGCUGCCUGGCGCGGCGCUGGAACCAGCUGGACCGCUCCGACGUGGCGGUGCCCCUGACCCUGCACAGCUACUCGGACCUCGAGAAUGAUGAGCCGGGCCCGGGCGGCGCCGCCUCGCGCAGGGGCCCGGCCCCCGCAGGCACCCGGGACCCCGGCCGGGACGUGCCGCUUACUCAGUACCAGCGCGACUUCGGCGUGUGCACGGUGCCCGCGGGGCCCAGAGAUGCGCCCCAGGGGCGCGGGGCGGGGGCCGGCGGCCGCAGGGACAAACAUCCCGCGCCCCCCACGCCUGGCGGCAGGGGGAUUUACGUGCUCCCCAUCGGCGACGCGGACGCGGCUGCAGCAGCGACCACUUCCUACAGACAGGAAUUCCAGGCGUGGACUGGAGCAAAGCCCUCGAGAUCCACAAAGGCAAAACCAGCCACUGUCAUCACAACCCACAGCUCCGGCUGGGACAGCAGCCCUGGGGACAGCUUCCAGGUCCCAGAGGUGAGGAAGAAGUUCACACCUAACCCCUCGGCCAUCUUUCAGGCUUCAGCUCCUCGGAUUCUCAAUGUGUGACUGCCCAUGCCUUGGAGGGUGGCAGCAACCAUGGCUGUGGAGAGAAGAGCGCUGAAGAGUGCAGUCACACCCUCUGCCACCAGGCUUGGGCCUUUCUUCAGCCACCAGGGGCUGGGAUGAUUUUCUGGUACUGACCUUGUGCUGUCAGAGGAGAGGAAAGGGGCUCUUCCUCCUCACUGUGGGGAACGACCCCAAGCUCACUGUGACCAACUCCUCUCCACGCUGCCACCCAGGGCAGCCAGGCCUGGCUCUGAGCAGCGGAGGCACAGAAACAGGACCCAGCUCAACUCUGGGCCUCACCAUCAUCUUCCCAGAGAAUUUUGUGGACAGCUUCAGAUCAUUCUUCAGGAGUCCAUUUUGGCCACCCUUCAGUUUUUAAAUCUGAAGAACGUGAUGCCAGCCUCACAGUACUUGAGGAUCGCUUCUACUCUGAACUAGAAUUGGUCCAUGGGGCUGAAACUUACGGACAUAACACGUCCUUGAAAGAACCAGUAAUGUGCACUUUUAGUUGUUUUCUCAGGAUGCAUGACACUUGUGUUAAUUUUAUAACUUCUAGUAAUCCAAGGUGAUGACCUUGGCUAUUCUUACAAAUGACUCCACCUGUUCAAGUUGUAGAAGACUCUUAGGUGAGUCAUGGUGAUGCCAAGUAACCAGGAAGAAAUGACCAAAAGAAACCGAAAAUCAGCCACAGAGCUUCAAUUUUAAAGACCUAAUUUCUUUGUGGCCAAGAUAAUUCUAGUUUUAACAAAACAUUUCUUGGGGUGAGUGCUUGAAGCUUUGAAUGAAUGAAUGAAUGAAUGAAUGAAUGAAUGAAUGACAUGUACUCUGUGGUAGCUUUCUAAAGUUUUAGCUCCACAUUUCAUUACUAAUCUGUUUUUCCCUCUAAUGUACAGAUGACUAGAAGGGGCUACCAUACACACUGGCUAAGAACUGGAAGCUUUUUUUUUUUUUUUUCUGAAGAAGGUGGCAAUUAGCUUCAGUCCCUGAAAGACUUUAAAUGUCAUCUAAACCAACCCUGACAGCCUCACCUCUGCUCUGCUCUCACAGUGACAGGGAGCUCACUACCUCCUGAGGAGGCAGCUCAUUUCGUCUUUGGAAAGCUCUUCUUUCCCCGUAAACCCCCUUGCACCACAUGGCACAACCCUGGUUGCUCCUUGUGCAGCAGCCCUUCAAGCCUUUGAAGGGGUUCAUGUCCCUUCUUAGAGAAUAAAGGUUCACGCUCAGUCAGGAAGUUUUUUGAUAAAGAACCAAAGAUUUGGAUCUUUAUUCCUCCCUAGCCUGCACGUGGGCUCUAGUCCGAUGAGCAUCUGCUUGAAGCAGUAGGUGUUGGUGUUCUGAUUUUAGAACCCCUGCAGGCGAGGAGGUGGGGCCCAGCGUUUCCAGCUCAGGCUGCAAAGGGAGACAUCUCAGAGGUGCUAUCUCUGGCAGGCACAGCCCGUCCCCUCAUUCCAGCAAAGGAAAUGCUCUAAUAAGAGAAUCAUUUUAAAGAGAAAACCAAAACGAUAUGCUUACACAAAGAUUCUAUUAUUUCAGACUUCACUGGUUUGCAUGUUAGUUGUUUCUAAGCGAGACUUGCCUGCUAAGCAUUGUGGGAAAUGAAUGGAUUAACUGUACAAUCUCCGAUUUUACUAAAAUGCAAAAAUGUACCCUUUUCAAUUUCUUGUUUUGUUUCUUUCAAUUAAUUAUAAACGAGCACUGGCUCAUACUUCA
Messenger RNA from Choloepus didactylus (southern two-toed sloth), 2366 nucleotides. It is a transcript of the gene MAP6D1, whose product is annotated as MAP6 domain containing 1. Gene Ontology annotation, cellular component: cis-Golgi network; Golgi-associated vesicle; microtubule. The transcript is spliced from 3 exons. Lineage: Eukaryota; Metazoa; Chordata; Mammalia; Pilosa; Megalonychidae. Bases 69 to 656 code for a protein of 195 amino acids. The record is from RefSeq and is a predicted model, not a curated record. Gene Ontology annotation, molecular function: calmodulin binding; microtubule binding. Gene Ontology annotation, biological process: microtubule cytoskeleton organization; cytoskeleton-dependent intracellular transport; regulation of microtubule cytoskeleton organization.